Lycium ferocissimum is the source of this 1340-nucleotide messenger RNA. RefSeq names its product nifU-like protein 4, mitochondrial. The coding region runs from base 154 to 996 and encodes 280 amino acids. NCBI's taxonomy places the organism in Eukaryota, Viridiplantae, Streptophyta, Magnoliopsida, Solanales, Solanaceae. Gene Ontology annotation, molecular function: iron ion binding; iron-sulfur cluster binding. Gene Ontology annotation, biological process: iron-sulfur cluster assembly. Gene Ontology annotation, cellular component: mitochondrion. The transcript has 3 exons. The record is from RefSeq and is a predicted model, not a curated record.
GUGGCUAUUGGUUCGCCGUUUUGACAUUUCCAUCUGAAAUUCCCAAAAGGGCAAAAACCGCCAUGAAAACAUAAGCUUUGAAUCUCCAUUUUUAAGCUUGAAGAAACUACGAAUUUCAUAAAAUUGAACGAGAACAAAUACAAAACUGUAGCAAUGAAGGGAUUGUUAGGAAGAUUGAUAACUCGAGCUAGUCUCCGCACAAAUAAAUUGUUCGCAAAACCCUAUGCAGAUAAAAAUGGUUCACUUUCCACAUCUCGUCGAUUUCUAUAUGGUUUAUCUUCUUCCAAUACGCCGCAUAAGUUCUCAGAUUUCACUUCGUUAAAGAAUUCACAGUUUCCUUCUUCACACCUUUCUUUAUUGAGCCGUUUUGGAGGCCAGAAGAGGACCAUGUUUAUCCAAACUCAGUCAACUCCUAACCCUUUAUCCCUAAUGUUCUAUCCUGGGAAGCCAGUUGUGGAAGGUGGGAGUGCAGAUUUUCCAAAUGCUCGUUCUGCCAUGAAUUCGCCACUGGCUAAGGCCCUCUUUGGAAUAGAUGGGGUUACACGGAUAUUUUUUGGAUCUGAUUUUAUUACUGUAACCAAAACCGAUGAUGCUUCCUGGGACUUGCUCAAACCUGAAAUAUUUGCAGCAAUUAUGGACUUCUAUUCUUCUGGGAACCCACUGUUCCUCGACUCCAGCACCGCAGCCUCCAUGGACACAGCUAUACAUGAGGAUGAUUCAGAAACAGUUGCAAUGAUCAAGGAACUUUUGGAGACUCGUAUUCGCCCAGCUGUACAAGAUGAUGGUGGGGACAUUGUAUACCGAGGAUUUGAUGCAGAUACAGGAGUAGUCAAAUUGAAAAUGCAAGGAGCAUGCAGUGGAUGCCCUAGCUCAUCAGUUACCCUUAAAUCUGGCAUCGAGAAUAUGCUCAUGCAUUAUGUUCCUGAGGUUAAAAGUGUGGAGCAGGAACUAGAUGAAGAUGAAGAACCUGGAUUAACUGGGGCAUCAUACGAGUAGUAAUACUGUUCUAGCUACUUCUAGUUGAUUUGGUGAUCAUCAGAAAAGGCAGGACUUGUUCAUGCUCCUCCAUGGCAAGAGUGAGUAUAGUUGAGUGCACUAGUUUCUUGUAUCUAUCAAAUUCAUGUGAGAUAAGCAACCGUAUGCAUUGAAAACUAUACUCUGUAGUUCAGUAGGUUUUUUUAGAGGACUUUCAAAUAAAUAGUUUCGGCUAUACGUUUAGCUGGAUAUCCGGUUUAAGCUCCACUGGAGACGGGACAAUUAGUUGCAGCAUGUUUCUGUAAUGAGUCUAUAAAGAUCCAAAAGUGCAUAUACGUGGACAAGUAUUUAGAAGUUGCUAACCA